AUGGGGAAGGACCAGGAGCUGCUGGAAGCUGCUCGCACCGGCAAUGUGGCUCUGGUGGAGAAACUCCUGUCUGGCAGGAAAGGAGGGAUCCUGGGCGGUGGAUCCGGACCCCUGCCCCUGUCUAACCUGCUAAGCAUCUGGCGAGGCCCCAACGUAAACUGCACAGACAGUUCGGGUUACACUGCUUUACACCACGCGGCCUUAAAUGGACAUAAGGAAAUAGUCCUCAAAUUACUUCAGUAUGAGGCAUCGACAAAUGUCGCGGACAACAAAGGCUACUUCCCCAUCCACCUGGCCGCCUGGAAGGGCGACGAGGAGAUCGUGAAGAUCCUCAUCCACCACGGGCCGUCGCGCUCCCGCGUCAACGAGCAGAACAAUGAAAACGAAACGGCCCUGCACUGUGCGGCUCAGUACGGACACUCGGAGGUCGUCGCUGUCCUCCUGGACGAGCUCACCGACCCCACCAUCAGGAACAGCAAGCUCGAAACGCCUUUGGACCUGGCGGCACUUUACGGGCGCCUGAGGGUGGUCAAGAUGAUCAUCAGCGCGCACCCCAACCUGAUGAGCUGCAACACUCGCAAGCACACGCCGCUGCACCUGGCCGCCCGCAACGGGCACAAGGCGGUCGUGCAGGUGCUGCUGGAAGCGGGCAUGGACGUGAGCUGUCAGACAGAAAAGGGGAGUGCACUUCAUGAAGCAGCUUUGUUUGGAAAGGUGGAUGUUGUGAGAGUUCUGUUAGAAACGGGAAUUGAUGCCAACAUAAAGGAUAGCUUAGGUAGAACUGUCUUAGACAUUCUGAAAGAACAUCCAUCUCAGAAAUCUCUCCAGAUUGCAACACUCUUACAAGAAUACUUAGAAGGCACGGGAAGACCUACAGUCCUGGAAGCACAUGUACAGGAAGGUACAACGCAAGAAACACACAUUUCGUCUCCUCCUGAGUCUCCUUCCCAAAAGACCAAAAGUGAAACUGUGACUGGAGAGUUAUCAAAACUCUUGGACGAAAUAAAACUGUGUCAAGAAAAGGAUUAUUCUUUUGAAGACCUGUGCCACACAAUCUCAGACCCCUGCUUGGAUCACCUGAGCAAGGCCUCCGAGGAAGGGCUUGGGAGAAACGGCAGCCAGAGCGCAAGAACUUCAUCUACAAUAAAUUUGUCACCAGGAGAAGUGGAAGAGGAGGACGAUGGAAGCUCGUGCGGACCCUCGGGACUCUGGGAAGCGCUGACUCCCUGCAAUGGAUGUAGGAACCUGGGCUUCCCCACGCUUGCGCAGGAAUCCUAUCCAAAGAAGAGGAAUUACACUAUGGAAAUCGUACCAUCUGCUUCUCUGGAUAUGUUUCCUUCAGAAAACGAGAACUUUCUCUGUGAUCUCACGGACACAGCAGUCACAAAGAAACCCUGCUCCUUAGAAAUUGCAAGAGCCCCUUCCCCAAGGACUGAUAAUGCCUCUGAGGUAGCAAUUACUGCUCCAGGAACUAGUAACCAUAGAAACAGUUCCACAGGCCCAACGCCUGACUGCUCACCUCCAUCCCCCGACACUGCCCUCAAAAAUAUUGUAAAAGUUAUUCGACCCCAGCCCAAACAACGGACCUCUAUUGUGUCUUCUGUGGAUUUUCAUCGGAACAAUCACAACCAAGAAUAUUUUGAAAUCAACACGUCUACAGGGUGUUCAAGCUUCCCUGCCAGCCCUCCUGUUAGCCCACCCACCUCUGCUGUGGGGACCACAGAGGUCAAGAGCGAGGGAACAGGCCAUGCAGAUGACCUCUCUCAACAGGAGGACAAUGAUCCCCCCAAAGAAUAUGACCCCGGGCAAUUUGCAGGCCUUCUCCAUGGAUCCUCUCCAGCCUGCGAGUCCCCUGAAAAUCCGUUUCAUCUCUACGGGAAAAGAGAGGAGCGCGGAGGGCGGGAGGCAGCCAGCCUGGCCAGCAGCCCCUUGCCUUUCAAGCAGUCCCCGAUAGAAAAUCCCCCGGAGCCUCCGGGCAAGAAAGUGAAACCCAAAGUGGUCAGUAGGACCAUUUUUUACAAAAAACCCAACCCAGUCGAAAACCAUACCAUUGUUGGUUCAAGAACAAGUGGGAGUGGAUCCCGGAAUGGGGACCAGUGGGUUGUGAACACGGGAGGAUUCGUGGAGCGAGCCUGCACCCUGGGACGAAUACGCUCAUUGCCCAAAGCCCUGAUUGACAUGCAUUUAUCAAAAAAUGUGUCUAAGUCAGACUCUGACCUCAUUGCCUACCCUUCGAAUGAGAAAACGUCGAGAGUGAACUGGAGCGAAGCUUCAGCUGCCGAGCGCGGCUCCAAAGGGAAUUCCGAGAGGACACCGUCCUUCACCUCUGAGUGGGAGGAGAUUGACAAAAUAAUGAGUUCCAUAGAUGUUGGAAUUAACAGCGAACUUGAAGAAAUGAACGGUGGGGCCACAAGACCCAGAUGCCCCGUCCAAACAGUGGGACAAUGGUUGGAGAGCAUUGGGCUCCCUCAGUACGAGAACCACCUGAUGGCUAACGGCUUUGACAAUGUGCAGUUCAUGGGAAGCAAUGUUAUGGAAGAUCAGGAUUUAUUGGAAAUUGGGAUCCUUAAUUCUGGACACAGGCAAAGAAUUCUACAGGCAAUCCAGCUCCUUCCAAAGAUGAGACCCAUUGGGCAUGACGGCUACCACCCCACCUCUGUCGCCGAGUGGCUGGAUUCCAUUGAACUUGGUGACUACACCAAAGCCUUUCUGAUUAAUGGCUACACAUCGAUGGACCUGUUGAAAAAAAUCUGGGAGGUUGAACUUAUUAAUGUUUUAAAAAUCAGUUUGAUUGGCCACAGGAAACGGAUUUUGGCAUCUCUGGGAGACAGGCUGCACGAGGACCCGCCGCAGAAGCCCCCUCGCUCCAUCACCCUCAGGGAACCCAGUGGUAAUCACACUCCUCCUCAGUUGUCUCCAUCACUUAGCCAAAGCACUUACACCACUGGUGGCUCCCUAGACGUUCCUCACAUUAUCAUGCAGGGCGAUGCAAGGAGGAGAAGAAAUGAAAACUACUUUGAUGAUAUUCCCCGAUCAAAGCUGGAGAGGCAGAUGGCCCAGACAGGAGACUGGGGGGAACCUUCCAUCACCUUGCGACCUCCAAAUGAAGCUACAGCCUCAACUCCAGUCCAAUACUGGCAACACCACCCAGAGAAGCUCAUCUUCCAGUCGUGUGAUUACAAAGCUUUUUAUUUAGGUUCUAUGCUGAUAAAAGAGCUCAGGGGGACGGAAUCAACCCAAGAUGCUUGUGCAAAAAUGCGGGCUAACUGUCAGAAGUCCACAGAGCAAAUGAAGAAGGUCCCUACUAUUAUUCUUUCAGUCUCGUAUAAAGGAGUCAAAUUUAUUGACGCAACAAAUAAGAACAUAAUUGCUGAGCAUGAAAUUCGUAACAUCUCCUGUGCCGCCCAGGACCCGGAAGACCUCUCCACGUUUGCUUAUAUCACAAAAGAUUUGAAGUCCAAUCACCACUAUUGUCACGUGUUUACCGCCUUUGAUGUGAAUUUAGCCUACGAAAUCAUUCUGACCCUGGGACAGGCCUUCGAAGUCGCUUACCAGCUCGCACUGCAGGCGAGGAAAGGGGGCCAUUCCUCCACGCUCCCCGAAAGCUUUGAAAACAAACCCUCCAAGCCCAUCCCCAAGCCCCGCGUCAGCAUCCGCAAGUCCGUGCAGAUCGACCCAUCUGAGCAAAAGACUCUGGCCAACCUGCCGUGGAUUGUGGAGCCGGGACAGGAAGCCAAGAGGGGCAUUAACACCAAGUAUGAGACCACGAUUUUCUGAUACCCGCGGUCCCCCGCCUCGCGGUGCCUUGCACGCCAGCCGCCCGGAGCAGGCUUUCCUUCCCGCCUCCGUUUCCACCCAGCCCAGGAGGGAGACUGCUCUGUUUGCGUGGCCUUGUCACAGGCGACAGGCCACUGGCCAUUCCCGGGGGCGUUCUUUCUGCACCAGGGACAGAAAGUGCAACAGAGACUUUCCAGCCCUGACCCCUGAGAGGCACGAGUUGAGAUUUUUGCUGACUCCGGACUCCCCUCCCUGUCACCGCCCAAGGUAUUUCUAAUGACUUGGCCCCACUUGCUUUGCUGUUGUUGGGGAUAACACCUUUUUUUAAAAAGUACAGGGGAUGUCUAAUACUGCCUAAAAGUAUAAAAAUCUUGGGUUUUUCACUGACAGCUGUUUUAAAGAUAGAGUCAGGACAGAACCACCCCCAUAACGCAUCUGUAAAAUCAUUCUGUCACUGAGCAUCCUUUCACGCAACAGGACAAAACCACCCCAUGGUUGCUAGGAACUCCUUCCUCCCGAUUUCUAUAUUUGUGGUUUUUUAUGUGAUCAACUAUGUCAGAUAAAGAAAACCUUUACAUUUAAGGACUGAUUCAAAAUUUACGAAUGAUUUAAAACAGGAAUUUAUUAUGCACAGAAAAACGUGUCUUGUAUUAAAUAUUUUUACUAAAAGAAUGUUUCAUUAAUGCACUGAUAAGAAAACUAGGUUAGUUGUGAGGGAUGUUUCCGGUUUCAUUUCAAAUAACUAAAUUUCUACUGCUACUACCAAGAGGGCAGGCUCGGGCGUGGGAAAGUCCCGACGCCUCUCCCCAGGGCAGGAGACUCGGGCAAGCAGACGGCCGUCCAACCCAACGUGCUGAUGCAGCCAUAAGCCUGCAGAGAUGGGUUUUUUUAAAUCUUCACAGUGUUUUAAAGAACAUGUUAAAAAAAAAGAAAUCUAGGGCUCCUGCUGUGAAGAUUUCUGUCAUGGAAACCUUGUUUGAGAAAGGUGUUAAUAAAGUUCUAUUGCAAAAAUUUGUUUUCUAGAAAAAAAAUAAAUACAAAAGAAAAAAAAAAGAGAGAGAGCUUCCAAAGUAAUAAAACUCUUUUCUUGAAACAGAAAAAUAAAUGUUUGCUUACUAUUUGAUUAAAUAAAAUUUCCUUACAUUUCAUUAAGCUAUUUUAAUUUUUUUAAUGUCUCUGUGGAGUAUUUGUAUGAUAAAUACCAUAAUGUAUAUUUAUGUAGAACCAAAUUAUAUAAACAGUACCAAUAUCAUUAUAGAAGAAAAUAACAUUUUAACGUAUAUUGUUCUAACCGAUCAUAUUGUGAAUCAUUUUGAAGUUCAUGAUAGCGAUAUUGAUAAAUUGUGGGAUUGUCUUAAUGUUGCUUUUUUUAAAAUUAUUAACCAAUAUUAUUUUAAACCUGAGAUUAUCAGUUAUAUUCAUCAGUUGGUGAGUUCUGAAAGAUGACUAAAUUUUAUUUCAGACUGACAGAUGUGUCUGGUUUUAGUUCAGUGUGGAAGAAUUUUAAUACAAUAUUAAAUUACUUGAACUGAACAGUUCCUUGUACAUAGUUUGCCUGUUCACUGUUGAUAUGUAUGUAGCCAAUGGAGAGUAAAAUAACACAUAUAUGGUACCAAAAGGAAACUGUACAGGAGCAAAGUGAAUAGCAGCUUUGCUGAAACAGAAACAUAUGUGUAAAUAUGCUUGGGCUUCCAGUUAUAAAUUUUGUAAUUUUUGUCAUUAUUUAUAUCCUAUAAAAAAAAAAAGCACACAAAAUAAAAAGGAAAUUGUACAGC
Messenger RNA from Miniopterus natalensis, 5552 nucleotides. The record is from RefSeq and is a predicted model, not a curated record. Lineage: Eukaryota; Metazoa; Chordata; Mammalia; Chiroptera; Miniopteridae.